CGAUAGCUGCUUUGGCUUUCCCCUUCUUCUGAAGAGAACCAAGGGGUUAUUUGGAGGGAGGAGUCCAGAACAACACGCGGUUCUGUAGUAGCAGCUAGCUGUAUCAAAUCAUGACCGUGGAAGGAUUUCCAGUGUAUUACAGCGUGUGCAACUGUACCAGCGUAUGCUAGUUCCUGAUCAAUUACGGGUAGUUUAAGACGACUUUUCGUUAUUUAGUUUUAGUCCCGUCAGGUGAUUGUCCUUGGCCGUCUUGCUUUCGCUUUUUCUUUGAUUUUUUUUUUUCCUUCCCCCCCAUUAAUAGCAGCCAAAGAAGGGCUAGUAAUCAACCACCGUUUCUUUUUCUGUUUCCAUUGGCGUAUCCUUCACUUGGCGGCAGUGUUGCGACUGCGAGAUUGUCUCGUAUAAUUAGCUGGCUUGCUAGCGACGCUGCCACAUACCAGCAGAAGCACUCCGAUAGGUACGACCGUGGGCCGAUGUGACUGUCAGUUAGCGAGCAACUAGCUAGCGAGUCACUACAAAAAAAACCACAACAUUUUCACCGUUACAGCUCUCUGGGACUUUUGGCCUUCACAACAAUGAGAUCGAAGAGGAAUUGAAGGAAUAAAAUUGUUUACGACAACGGACACAAGAGUGAGCGGAAUCCUGACCAUGGAAUUUCAGAGCUGCUGAAGAGAGCGGGAAAAAAAAACCGAAACAAGUCGAGCGGGACUGGAAGGAAGGAAGGGAGGAAGGAAGGAAUAAAUAAAUAAAAAAUAAAAAGAAGGCGGGCGAAGACUUGCGGAGGAGUGCGGUUGCGUGCGGGCGAUCGAGCGAGGGAUCGUGGAGGAGAGGAGCGUCUGAGCGGAGGAGAGCGGGGUGCAUGAGGCCCUCUCCAGCGGGAGAGAGCGAAGCGUAGGCGAGCAUGCUCAUUGGACGGAGAGCGGGCGAGUGGGCGGGGCCGGGCGCCCUGUUGCCGGGCAGGACUGCCCUCCCGGCGCUGCUGUUGGCCCUGCUGGUCGCCGUGGCGCAGGGCGGCUGGCCCCGGGGCCAGGUGGAGGUGCUGGGGGAGCUGGAGGCCUCCAUGAGCUCCUCGCUGCUCGGCGACUGGCAGGAAGCGGUCGCCGCCGUCGCCACGGCGACCCCGCCCGCCGACGGCGGCGUCCCAGAGUCCUCGGCGGUGGUGGGGCGCGUGUUCCAGAUGAAGGUGCCCGUGAAGGGCCGGCGGCCCGGCGGCGUGGUGAAGAUCACCGAGGCGGGUAAGGAUGUUUUGCCAUCAUGGCUGCACUGGGACCUGGACAGCCUUACCCUGCAGGGCAUUCCUCUGGAGGCCGACAAGGGUGUCCACUACAUCUCCGUGUCCCCGGCUGAGUCCAACGCCACAGGGAGCCCGCCCUCCCCUGGCCCCGAGGUGUUCUCCAUAGAGGUGCACCCGGAGGAGCACGCGGACUCCGACCCCAUGCAGGUCGCCCUCCAGUCCUCCAGCAAUGAGGUCCCGCCCUUCAUCUGCGGCAACGAGGAGGCGGUCACGGUCCUCACGGUCAUCCUGGACGCGGACCUGACCAAGAUGAGCGCCGGGCAACGCGUGGAGCUCCUCACCAGGAUGAAGAAGUUCUCGGGCGUGGGCCUGCAGCACAUGAAGAUCCUGCCGGUGGUGAACAACCGGCUCUUCGACAUGUCGGCGUUCAUGGCCGGCCCGGGCAACGCCAAGAAGGUGGUGGAGAACGGCGCGCUGCUGUCGUGGAAGCUGGGGUGCGCCCUGGACCAGAGCAGCGUGCCCGACAUCAGCAGCGUUCAGGCGCCCGCCAAGGAGGGCACCAUGUCCGCCCAGCUGGGCUUCCCCGUGGUGGGCUGGCACAUCGCCAACAAGAAGCCGCACGUCGCCAAACGCGUUCGGCGGCAGCUGAACAACACCCCGACCCCCGUGCCCUCCGUGCUGCCGCCCACCACCUACCCCGAGCCCCCGGUGCGCAUCGUGCCCACGCCCACGUCCCCGUCCAUCGCGCCCCCCACCGAAAGCUCCGCCCCGCCCGUGCGCGGCCCCGUGCCGCUGCCGGUGAAGCCCACCAUCCGGACGAGAGACUCCAUCGCCCAAACGCCCACCCUGGGGCCUCCCCUGCCCACCAGGGUCAUGGACACCACCAGCACCGUCGCCAUCCAGGCCACCGUCACCAGGCCGGUGUACGUGGAGGCCACGGCGACCCCCACCCCUGCCACCACCACCCGAAGGCCCAAGACCUCCACCUCCACCAAGAAGCCCAGGAAGCCCAAGACUUCCACCCCGGCACCCAGGGACACCAGGACCACCGCCCGGCCGGCCAAGCACACCACCCCGUCGCCUGCGCUGCCUAUCCCCGGCAAUCAUCCCCCGGUCCUGCGCAACCCCAUCGACAAGGUCAACACCUUCAUCGGCACCUACUUCGAGGUGAAGAUACCUGCCGACACCUUCUUCGACGAGGAGGACGGCACCACGGACAAGCUGCGGCUGACCCUGCGGAAGAACCACCGGGAGGUGGCUGUGGAGGGCUCCUGGAUCCAGUUCAACAGCACCAGCCAGCUGCUGUACGGCAUGCCGGACCGGGCGCAGGAGGGCCUGCACGAGUACUUCAUGCAGGCCACCGACAAGGGCGGUCUGAGCGACACGGACGCCUUCGAGGUCCGGGUCAACCGCUGGCCCACCAACCACAAGCCCCCGGUCCUGUUCAGCGUGCGCUUCCAGGGGGAGCCGCGCACGGUCACCAACGACAUCCACAAGAAGAUCCAGCUGGUGAAGGACCUGGCGCUCUCGCUGGGAGACCGCAACAGCAGCACGGUCACCCUGAGGAACAUCACCAAGGGCUCCAUCGUGGUGACGUGGACCAACAACUCCCUGCAGCAGGACCCGUGUCCCCGAGAGCAGAUCCAGGCGAUGAGUGACAAGAUAUCGGGUCCCGACGGCCGGCCUUCCAAAGAAUUCACGGAGUACAUGGAGCCUAACUUUAAGCCCAUCAAUAUCAGCAUCACGGGCACGGGCAGCUGCAGCAGGUACGUGUUCGUGCCCCCGGCGGAGAUCGACGAGGAAGCCCCCCCCGCGGUCACGCCCGCUCUGGGCACCGGGCGGCAGAGCUCGGACGACGUGUACCUGCACACUGUCAUCCCCGCCGUGGUGGUGGCGGCCAUCCUGCUGAUCGCCGGCAUCAUCGCCAUGAUCUGCUACCGCAAGAAGCGCAAGGGCAAGCUGACCAUCGAGGACCAGGCCACCUUCAUCAAGAAGGGCGUGCCCAUCAUCUUCGCCGACGAGCUGGACGACUCCAAGCCCCCGCCCUCCUCCAGCAUGCCUUUGAUCCUGCAGGAGGAGAAGCCCCCGCUGCCCCCGCCGGAGUACCCCAACAUGGCCAGCCCCGAGACCACGCCCCUCAACCAGGACCUUUUGGGAGAAUACACGGCCCUGCGGGACGAGGACCCCAACGCGCCCCCUUACCAGCCCCCGCCACCCUUCACCACCCCCAUGGAGGGCAAGGGCUCUCGCCCAAAGAACAUGACCCCCUACAGAUCCCCGCCACCUUACGUGCCCCCCUAAUGUUCACCCUCGCCUCCGGCCGGGGAGGAGAAAGGGACGUCUUGGGUUCCACGCCAGUGUUGUCUGUCUGGGGGAAUGAGGGGGUUUGGGAAACGGGGGCAGGGGGAAGGAUUCUACGGCAUGGAGUG
Messenger RNA from Conger conger (European conger), 3663 nucleotides. It is a transcript of the gene dag1, whose product is annotated as dystroglycan 1. Gene Ontology annotation, molecular function: calcium ion binding; laminin binding. The transcript has 3 exons. The record is from RefSeq and is a predicted model, not a curated record. Gene Ontology annotation, cellular component: basement membrane; dystroglycan complex; dystrophin-associated glycoprotein complex. NCBI's taxonomy places the organism in Eukaryota, Metazoa, Chordata, Actinopteri, Anguilliformes, Congridae. Gene Ontology annotation, biological process: nerve development; muscle attachment; axon guidance. Bases 902 to 3535 code for a protein of 877 amino acids.